This is a messenger RNA of Menidia menidia (Atlantic silverside), 1173 nucleotides long. The record is from the annotation of a GenBank genome assembly. Lineage: Eukaryota; Metazoa; Chordata; Actinopteri; Atheriniformes; Atherinopsidae.
AUGGGUCACCGUGGUCUCCUUAUUUUAGCUGCCUUGUGCUCCGUUGCGAGGGCCCAGUUUGUGCCGCCGUAUACAGAAGACUGUCGGACAGGCAUGUACCCACCAAAUGGCCCAACGGUCCGAGGAGCCGUUGGCUGGUACACAGUGGACCUCGACUUAGCACCCAGCAAGAGAUGGGCGGCUGUGAUCACAGACAAAAAAGAUUAUCUGGUAGACAUGAUUCAAGCCAUCAGAGACUUGGCUGAUGCUUUUGUGCCCAGUGGAAGGCUGAUAGAGCUGGUUGACAUCACACUGCCUUUAAUGGUGGACACGCUACCAAACCCUUUUGCUGAUGAAAUAAGAGGAAUUGCAGCUGUUUCAGGAGUUCCUCUUGGUGAAGUUGUCCUGUUCAACAUCUUCUAUGAGGUGUUCACUGUGUGCACCUCAAUCGUUGCUGAAGAUGAUAAAGGUAACCUCCUGCACGGGAGAAAUUUAGAUUUUGGAUUAUUUAUGGGCUGGGAUGUCAAAAACAAGUCUUGGACCAUCAGUGAGAAGCUGAAGCCUUUAGUUGUCAACCUGGACUUCAAAAGAAACAACCAGACUGUAUUUAAGUCCACAAACUUUGCUGGAUAUGUUGGCAUGCUCACUGGCAUUAAGCCUCACAUCUUCACUUUGACUAUGAAUGAGCGCUUCAGCCUGGAUGGAGGAUACAUUGGGAUCCUGGAGUGGAUCUUGGGUAAAAGAGAUGGCGUGUGGAUGAGCUUUCUCACUCGAUCUGUCCUCGAGAAUGCAAACAGCUAUGAAGAAGCCAAAAGUCUGCUGGCUCAGACCAAAAUGCUUGCUCCAGCCUACUUCAUCCUUGGAGGAAACCAAACAGGGCAGGGCUGCAUCAUCACCAGAUCCAGACUGCUCAGCAUAGAUGUCUUGGAGAUCGACGUGAAGCUGGGCCGCUGGUACGUCCUGGAGACGAACUACGAUCACUGGAAGGAGCCCUUUUUCCUGGAUGAUCGCAGGACUCCUGGCAUGAAGUGUAUGAACCAGACCACACAGGCAAACAUUUCACUGAAUACACUGUAUGACGUUCUCUCCACCAAACCAAUGUUAAACAAGUUAACCACUUACACUACACUGAUGCAAGUCUCUGAGGGGAAAUUGGAGUCAUACAUCCGGGACUGCCCGAGCCCAUGCAUGCCC